UGCGCAGACUUCGUCAUGACGCGCAUUGAUCGGGUAGGGGUCUGGAGUCUGAGAGAGCGAACAACGUGCUUUAGAUUAACCGGAUUUAGUAAAACAGUAAUUGAAUCCAUCCGCCUCGAAAAGAUGUCCUCCCAAGUCAGGCUGAGGCUGCUGCCGAGCACCAGGUGUCUGUUUGAUGAGCCCGUUCAGCUGAAAGUGGCCGGGCUGCGGUCAAGGCAGGUGGUCACAAUCAGAGCCACAUCGACCGACGAGAGAGAAGUGGUGUUCAGCUCUUCAGCCACUUACAGGGCAGAUGAUGGCGGAGAGGUCGACCUGAACCGAGACCCCUCACUCAACGGGAGCUACGUUGGAGUGCAGCCCAUGGGUCUGCUGCAGUCACUGAAGGCAGACACUUUGCACAAGUACUUCUUCAAGAACAAAGCUCUGAACCCUCACGUGGUGAAGUUUUCUGUGCAUGAGCAGGAGGCGGAUGGCAGGAUACUGGCAGAAGAGACAAACGAGAGGUUUUUGAUGGGAGACGGGGUCAGUCGGGACCCAGUCAAAGAGGGGAACAUACGAGGAGUCUUGUUUACACCCCCAGGAGAAGGUCCGUUCCCUGCUGUGCUGGAUCUGGGCACCUUCAUGUCUGAGAAAAGAGCCUGUUUGCUGGCCAACAAAGGGUUUCUGGUCCUCACGAUUGCUGUGUUCAGUGACAGACAAAAUAUGAAAGAGAUACAUCUGGACCCCUUUAAAGAAGCCGUGGAUUUCUUACGCCACCACCCCAAGGCGGGCAGUAAAGGAGUCGGCAUAAUAUCAAGAUCAAAGGGAACAGAUAUCGCGCUCUCUCUUGCUGCAUUCGUGCCCGGUGUGGAGGCCUUAGUUUGGAUCAAUGGCACCAGUGCCAGUGUGGGCACUCCCCUCUACUACAAGAAACAGCAGAUCCUCUCACCCUUAAUGUUUGACUUCAGCAAGGUGAUUACCACCAAGUCUGGAGCAAACCUUACCAAGUAUGCUACUGAAGAUCCCCUGGAAGAGAAGAACAAAGGAAGCCUCGUCCCCAUUGAACGAGCCAAGAGCCAGUUUCUCUUUGUGGCUGCAGAGGAUGACCUCAACUGGGACAGCAAGGCCUACAUGGACCAGAUGGUGGAGAGACUGAAGCGUCAUGGGAAGGAGAACUUUGAGACUGUUUUUUAUCCUGGAGCUGGACAUUUGCUGGAGCCACCCUAUGGACCCUUCUGUUCCUCUGCUUUCCAUGGGAUCCUUAGCUUCUCAGUGGUGUGGGGAGGGGAGCCCAGGGCCCACGCAGCAGCAGAGAUCCACCUGUGGAAGAAGAUAGAGGAGUUCUUUAGAACUCACCUGAGUUGUGAUGCUGCACAGGCUAAAGCCAAUUUAUAAACAGGAUUUGAAAGAUAAAACAAAAAACAACUAUUGAAUAUAUUAUUUUAUUUGCUUGUGAAUAUUUUCUGUUCUGUCUUUGAAUGCAUUUCAUGUUUGAUUUUAAUAUCAGAAUACUUUAAUAAUUCCUCAGGGAAUUAUGUGGGUUACAGUUACUCCAGGACAACAGUAAAUGGCCUG
This is a messenger RNA of Maylandia zebra (zebra mbuna), 1554 nucleotides long. Its product is annotated as acyl-coenzyme A thioesterase 1. Gene Ontology annotation, biological process: fatty acid metabolic process; acyl-CoA metabolic process. The record is from RefSeq and is a predicted model, not a curated record. Lineage: Eukaryota; Metazoa; Chordata; Actinopteri; Cichliformes; Cichlidae. Gene Ontology annotation, molecular function: fatty acyl-CoA hydrolase activity.